AUGGAGUCUCUGAAAGGACAAACACGGGGAGAGGAGUUGUUUGAACGGGUGUCUGCUGCCAUCGAAAACAUGAAGCUUUCCUGGAGUAAGCUUGUUAACGUCACCACAGAUGGAUCUCCGAAUUUAAAGGGAAAAAACAUUGGCCUGCUGAGGAGAAUCCAGAAUAAAGUGAAAGAUGAAAACCCUGACCAGAAUGUCAUUUUCCUCCACUGCAUCCUCCACCAGGAAUCUCUAUGUAAAUCGGUGUUACAGCUGAAUCAUGUUGUGAAUCCUGUGGUGAAACUUGUCAACUUCAUACGCACAUGGGGACUUCAGCACCGUCAGUUCAUUGUGUUCCUGGAGGAAACUGAUGCGGAUCACCAGGACCUGCUUUAUCACUCCCGUGUCCGCUGGUUGAGUUUGGGCAAAGUGUUUCAACGAGUGUGGGAGCUCAAAGAGAAGAUUGGCGUGUUUUUGGAGUGGCAGGGGAAGAAUGAUGAAUUUCCUGAGCUGAGCAACAAGAGCUGGAUGUGUGACUUUGUGUUUGCUACGGACGUAUGUUCACACUUGAAUGAGCUCAACGUGAAACUGCAGGGGAAGGAGCAGUUUGUGCAUGACAUGCACACAAACGUGAAAGCCUUCAAAUCCAAGCUGGCUUUAUUCUCCAGGCAGAUUUUGAACAAGUCAUUCACUCAUUUUCCUACACUAGCCACGCUGAAAGAGGCCGGAGCAAAAGUAAAGAAAUACACUAUUCCCGGAAACAUGAGCCAAAAUAAGGACAGAAAACAUAACUCUGGAGGUCAGAUACUCAACGUCCAUCACUCAGAAUUUCAGGAGGACGACUUAGAGGGUGGCAGCACAAUGGUCCAAAAUGAAAAAGUUCUGGGGGUCGACCUGGAGGUUGAUGGCUUAACAGUCCAUGCUUAUGCAACUCUGGGGGUCGACCCGGAGGCCUGUGGCGGUGACUGUGAGUAG
This is a messenger RNA of Neolamprologus brichardi, 954 nucleotides long. NCBI's taxonomy places the organism in Eukaryota, Metazoa, Chordata, Actinopteri, Cichliformes, Cichlidae. The record is from RefSeq and is a predicted model, not a curated record.